This is a messenger RNA of Sander lucioperca (pikeperch), 1413 nucleotides long. RefSeq names its product mannan-binding lectin serine protease 1-like (gene masp1). Lineage: Eukaryota; Metazoa; Chordata; Actinopteri; Perciformes; Percidae. The transcript has 9 exons. Gene Ontology annotation, cellular component: blood microparticle. The record is from RefSeq and is a predicted model, not a curated record. Gene Ontology annotation, molecular function: serine-type endopeptidase activity; calcium ion binding. The coding region runs from base 16 to 1347 and encodes 443 amino acids. Gene Ontology annotation, biological process: zymogen activation.
ACGGAGCGCAGCAGAAUGAGUGUGUCGUUGGUGUUGCUCCUCAGCAUGGCGGUUGGCAUGGUGACGGUCAGCCCGGUGGUCGGCGUGGCGACACCCACGGCGACGCCCUUGGCAACGCCGGUGGCAACGGUCAGCCCUAUGGUCGGCGUGGUGACGCCGGUGGCGACGGUCAGCCCUAUGGUCGGCGUGCCGACGCCCGUGGCAACGCCCGUGGCAACACCUGUGGAAACACCUGUGGCAACGCACGUGGCGACCCAGCUCCUCUCGGCGAUGUACGGCAGCCUGUCGUCUCCAAACUUCCCUGAGCCGUACCCCCGGCACUCAGCGCUGCGCUGGAACAUCAGCGUCGCCCCCGGUUACAGGCUCCGCCUCUACUUCAGCCACUUCCACCUGGAGCCCUCCUACCUCUGCCAGUACGACUACGUCCAGGUAGAGGCUGAUGGGGAGGUCCUGGCCCUGUUCUGUGGUCUGGACCAGACUGAUACGGAGGACGUCCCGUCUCUGAAGAUCAUCUCGUCUCCCAGAAACUCUCUCAGCGUCUUCUUCUGCUCCGACUUCUCUGAUGAGGAGAGAUACACGGGCUUCCUGGCUCACUACAGCGCAGAGGAUGUGGAUGAGUGCAGUGAGCGGAGCGAUGAAGAACUCGUCUGCGAUCAUUUCUGUCACAACUUCAUCGGAGGAUACUACUGCUCCUGUCGCUAUGGUUACCUGCUGCACUCGGACAACCGCACCUGCACAGUGGAGUGCAGUGACGGUGUGUUCAGGGAACGCUCCGGUGUUCUGAGCAGCGUAGACUUCCCGUCUCCGUACCCAAAAAGCUCCGACUGUUCCUACCGGAUAGAAGUGGCGCCAGGCUUCAGGCUCCGCCUCCAGUUUGACCCUCGCUUUGAUGUGGAGGAUCACCCUGAAGUACUCUGUCCCUAUGACCACGUCAAGGUCUUGGCUGGCAGCAGUGAGUUCGGUCCGUUCUGUGGAGACCGAGCGCCGCCGGAGAUUCAGACGGACAGCAACGUGGUCACCGUGUUCUUCCACAGCGACAACUCAGGAGAGAACGCUGGCUGGAGCCUCCAAUACACAUCUAUAGGAAGUAAGUGUCCUGCACUUGAAACCCCGCCCAAUGCCAUGCUGAACCCCGUCCAAUCAGAAUACUCCUUCAAAGACCACGUCCUGUUCACCUGUUCACCUGGAUACAGGCUGCUGAAGGACGGAGAGACUCUGGAUCAUUACCAGUUGGACUGUCAGUCUGACGGCUCGUGGAGCAGCAGUCCUCCUCUCUGUUACAAAACAGACUCUGGGAGGAAGAGGCGGGCUCUGUCCACUAUCUUAACCAAUCACAGUCCAGAUUAGGCACAGAGUGAUUCUGAUUGGCUGAUAGAGUAACUCUAGGAACAGCCUAUACGUGUGUCUGUAGUU